UCUGCUGUCCAAGCGCUUUGGUGCAGGGUCAGCGGCCGUCCUCAGCCAAUCCGGUGCAGCGGUCCGCCGAAGGCUGGCUCUAGACGGCGGUACGCGCACGGUAGUGUAGUACUGGCCGACUGCUGCUGCGGCUCUGACGCGUGUGCUUCUUGUUAAUCCUCUGUCUGCUUUGGUAACUGGAUGGAUCAGAGUUGACUCCUUGUUGACAUGGGACAAUUUGGAAACGGUUCUUUGAUAAGCCUGAGAAGAGGACUUCCCUUUGGCAUUGAGCCUUCCUCUGCAUGAUGUCCCCAUGCAUCCAAGGGCGGCCCCCGUGCCAAGCAGACUCGCUCGUGGAAGGAGGAGGCCAGGCUGUGAACGCAGGCCUCUUAGAGGAGAAGGAACGCAAGAAGACCGUUCGUCUCAGGAAGCUUCGUGCUCAGCCUUUCCCUUUCAGUUUGCAUGUCCCUCUGCACUGUGGAUUUGGAGCACUUAGCUUUCUUUAAUCAAAUACUUUCUAACCCCUGCAGUAGGCAUUUUCUGUCUGAGGUAUUGUGCUUUGCAUGACAGCAGCCCAAAUGUUGAGAGGGAAAAGUAAAGUUAAAGUCGGUUCUCUUUCAUAGCAACACAUAUUGUCUGACAUUCAGCCAGCUUAAACAUUUUUUUCCAAUUUCCCUGCCUUCCUGUUUUGUAUCAGAAAAGGCAGUUAGAAUGUUUCCCUGAACUCUUGAGAGUCCCAGGGCUGUGUAGCUCUUGAGUCCCUGCAGGAGGCUACUUAGAGGAGUGACUUUGCUCGAGGAUGCAGACGGGGGCCCCUGGACUUCCCGGGGCGUUGCAGUUUUUUCCUGCGUUUGGUUUUCAGGAAUUAUAUGAACGACAGCCUUCGCACUGACGUUUUCGUGAGAUUCCAGCCUGAAAGCAUCGCCUGCGCCUGCAUUUACUUGGCUGCCCGGACGCUGGAGAUCCCUUUGCCCAAUCGUCCCCAUUGGUUUCUUUUGUUUGGAGCAACUGAAGAAGAAAUCCAAGAAAUAUGCUUAAAAACCCUGCAGCUUUACACUCGGAAAAAGGUUGAUCUGACGCAUCUGGAAAGUGAGGUGGAGAAGCGGAAGCACGCCAUUGAGGAGGCAAAGGCGCAAGCCCGGGGCCUGUUGCCCGGCGGCCCCCAGGUCCUGGACGGCAACGCCGGCUUCUCGCCUGCCCCCAAGCCAGCAGAAUCUCCCAAGGAAGGGAAAGGGACCAAGGCUUCCCCACUCCCUGUGAAGAAUGCCAAGAGGAAAGUGGAGGGCGGGAAGCAAGCCCAGGCUGGCGGCCAAGUGAACGGCUUGCCGAAGGGGCGAGGGAGCCGGAGCCGGAGCCGAGAGCAGAGCUACUCGAGGUCCCCGUCGAGGUCUGCUUCCCCUAAGAGGAGGAAAAGCGACAGCGGCUCCACAUCCGGUGGCUCCAAGUCACAGAGCCGCUCGCGGAGCCGCAGUGACUCGCCUCCCAGACAGGCACCCCGUGGCGCGCCCUACAAAGGCUCCAAGGUGAGGAGCUACCGGAAGUCCAGGGACUGCAAGUGCCCCGCCCAGAAGCCACACCGGUCUCGGAGCUGCAGUUCCUCCCGCUCUCGGAGCCGCUCACGGGAGCGGGCAGACAGUUCUGGAAAAUAUAAGAAGAAAAGUCAUUACUAUAGAGAUCAGCGACGGGAGCGUUCACGGUCUUAUGAGCGCACGGGCCAUCGCUACGAGCGGGACCAUCCUGGGCACAGCAGGCAUCGGAGGUGAGGUGCGGGGUCCCGGAGGGCUGCCCUUCCACCCUUGGCGUGUACACCUCAGCGUGACCGGCCCUGCAGAUCGACCCUUGGUAAAUGGUUGUGGACUCUGGACCUUGUGGUGAACUGGGAGAUGGGAGCAACGGGCCCACAGGCCGGCGGGUAUGGUGCACGCCCGCCCCAGCGCACUCCCGCCCCGGUGGAGCAGGUGUGCACAUGCUGCUGGUGUGGGUCGGUGCUAAUGACAGGCUGUCUUUACUCCCGGACCGUUACGCAAUGACGUCAAACCGAAAAGAUGACUUUGGAACCUUUUGCCUAUAUUAGGUGGUACUUAUGUACAUAUUUUGCAGUGUUUCACAAUGAGAAAAUGGCCUUAAUAGCCCCUUAUUCUCUAUCUAUGUUGUAAAUAAAUGUGUUUAAUACAAGUUUAAAGCUGUAUAUGAAAACUCAGAACUUGAAUUCUGUCAGCUUAAAACUUGAGAAUUCUGAUUUUUAAAUGUGAAGGUAUUUAGAUCUGUGUUGAGAGUCGUAUAUUUUUAUCUGUGCGAUGCUGAGUGCAGGCCACCAGCUCCUAGAGGUUUCCUAUAUGCAUUUUAUGUGGUUAAAUAAACACAAUUCUCUACUCAGGAUAUCUGAACAUUGAAAA
This is a messenger RNA of Hipposideros armiger (great roundleaf bat), 2375 nucleotides long. RefSeq names its product cyclin L2 (gene CCNL2). The transcript has 7 exons. The coding region runs from base 849 to 1742 and encodes 297 amino acids. Gene Ontology annotation, molecular function: cyclin-dependent protein serine/threonine kinase regulator activity. The record is from RefSeq and is a predicted model, not a curated record. NCBI's taxonomy places the organism in Eukaryota, Metazoa, Chordata, Mammalia, Chiroptera, Hipposideridae. Gene Ontology annotation, biological process: regulation of transcription by RNA polymerase II.